This is a messenger RNA of Chaetomium strumarium, 4143 nucleotides long. RefSeq names its product RNA dependent RNA polymerase-domain-containing protein. Gene Ontology annotation, molecular function: RNA-directed RNA polymerase activity. Bases 1 to 4143 code for a protein of 1380 amino acids. Gene Ontology annotation, cellular component: nuclear RNA-directed RNA polymerase complex. The transcript has 3 exons. The record is from RefSeq and is a predicted model, not a curated record. Gene Ontology annotation, biological process: siRNA processing. NCBI's taxonomy places the organism in Eukaryota, Fungi, Ascomycota, Sordariomycetes, Sordariales, Chaetomiaceae.
AUGGGGUUCCCAGUCGCGGCGUUGCCGUCCACGCCGGCGAAGCGCAACAGCGAUGUCGAGGUUGAAAGCGUGAUCCGCAAGCUAAACGAUGACUACGGGCUUGGCAUUGAAGUACCCGACCUCAGCUUUUCGCCUGCUCGGCGAAAGGAACUCGCUGAGCAGAACGAGGAGUAUGCACGAUGGUAUCGGAUUUGGCGUGGCAUACACUUUCUCUAUCACCAACGCGACGACAGCCUGCAAUUGGCGCUCGAGAGCUUCUUCAACGAGGCAAAAGCUGCCAGUCUCCGCUGGGUGCCCAAGCCUCGUGCGGAUCCCAACACGCUGCCGUCGUCGAGAGUGCCUCCCAAGGCGCGGACUCCGGGGCAGCAGUGGAGUCUGCAGAGUAUUCUGAUCGAGGUUAUCGACAGCUUCAGGCCGCAAGCAACGUCGGUGCCAGCGCUGUUGCUUCCGCGACCCGGCGGCGGCCCUGCCACAAAUCCCCGGGUCGCGUAUGAGAGCGACUCAAGCAGUACGCUCCCGGACUCUCCGGCAUCUACCGCAUCAAAGCGGUCGUUCGGCGGCGACUCCGACCAAGACUUCAAGCGGAUGAGGAGCAGACACUACAUACACGCCCGCGACCCGUCUCCCUCCCCAACUGUUUUGACAUCGGCGCUUGACAAUGUCCCCUCUCGGCGCCGACUUGGCCAUCCGCCAGUGGGUUUGUCGCCAGAGCGACGCCAGCAAGAUGCUGUGAGUCGCAGUUCUACGGAUACGCCCGGUAGCAGCAGGGGUUCAAACCUCUUUAGUACGCGUAAUGGGCAGCAGUCGAAUUCAAUCACGACUAAUGGAGGGGGAAUGGGGCAGCAGAGUCGCUCGUCGAACAUAGUAGUUCCCAGGCCAGCGCUGCCCACUUCCCCCUCGUCUGGGUCAUUCACCACGGCUCGGGGCUCUGUUGUUUUGAAUCCGCCUGCCUUUCCUCAGCCUGCUCGGCAGUCCCGUGCAUCGCCGUCUUCCGAUGCUACAGUGGACAAGUCGCUGGAGCGACUGGUCUUUGACCGGACCAGUGAUAUCAGCAGCCCCCCGAUCAACACUGAACUUCAAGCGAGACUGCAGAAUAUCUGGCCCAAGUUCCCGCGGUGGCUCCAUGAUGCGCCUCUUGCCGUCGCCUGGGAGAUCACCCGCGUCUGCCUCCAUUGCAAUGUUGAUCUUGAGGAUAACCUGUUACAGUACAACGCGCAGUGGGCGACUUCAGACAUAUCUAGCAUCUGGCGGUCCCUGAGCCAGCUCGACGUCUUUCGGGGCAAGUCGUUCCCCGAGCGGCCCUCCGCCGAGGCCUUCGCAGCAGCCUUGACCGGGAGCUUUGAGUGCCGGGGACGAGCGGUAGUCCUGGCUGCCACACUGCAAUUUAACGAGAAUAAAACAGGCCCCCUGUUCUUGCUGAACAUGCAGCCACUGCACCUGGAAGACAGCUGCAGGCUGACCAGGCGAUUUGGCGCGGAUCGCUUCCUCGAAAUCCUCGUCUCGUCGCCGACCGCAGCUGCCGUUGUGAAGGCUGUGAAGGACGAGGGAGUGGACCAAGUUAUCCGAUGGCUGAGCCAGACACGGCAUUCCCUGGUUGGACGGCAGUGGCAGGCAUACUACACCAAGGACGCAGGGUACAGGAAACCAGCAAAGGAUGUCCGCCUUGGACCAGACGCCAAACCCGUCUGCAUGGAGAGGGUGCACUUCUUCGCCGAGAGCGGGCACAACUUCCGACGUGCGCCCCUGCGACGGGGAUCCGAGUUGCCGCUGGAGACCGCAUCCCAGCGGCGGACCGAGAUCCGGGUGAGCGAGAUGCUCGACUGGCUGCUGCAGUUGGAGCGGAACGAGGCCCAGCCUCACCUCAAGCUCUUCUCGCGCAUCCAGCUGGGCUUGAGCAAGACCACCCCGACCGUGACGUUUGAGCCGCAUCAGAUCCGCCACCAUGACAAAGACAUCCUCUCGCCCAUCGGGAAGGAGAUGAACGACGGUAUCGGGCGCAUGUCCCGCAGUGUCGCGAGGAAGAUCCGAGAUGCGCUCGGCCUGAUCGACAUCCCAUCCGCCAUCCAGGGCCGCAUGGGCUCUGCGAAGGGGAUGUGGUUGAUGGACGUAGCCGACACGGGUGACGAGGACUGGAUAGAGACGUACCCAUCCCAGCGGAAGUGGAAGUGCGACUACGCCGACCCCUUCCACCGGACGCUUGAUGUCCGUGAAUACUCCAAGCAACUCGUGCCGGCGGGCCUCAAUCUCCAGUUCCUACCCGUUCUGGAAGAUAGGGCGCGGGACAAGAAACAGAUGAGGCAGGCGAUCGCUGAUCGCCUGAUGAACGAUCUGGAACAGCAGUUCGAAAGCCAGAAAACGGCUUUGAUGCAGCCCCUCUUGUUCCGGCAGUGGGUCAACGAGAACUCCAAUAACCGGGGUCCGCGCGUGAGCCAUGGCCAAGUGCCCUUCCUAGGCGGCUUGCCGGAAAGUCAGGAAGAGAUCCUUAGCUUUCUAUUGAACAGCGGGUUCGACAGGAGACAGAAGUACGUGCAGGACCUGGCCUGGAAGCUGCAGCUGCAGCGGUGCGAGACCCUCCGCACCAAGCUGAACAUCAAAGUCGGCCGGUCGGCCUACAUUCUCAUGGUGGUCGACUUCUGGGACGUGUUGGAGGAGGGCGAGGUGCAUCUCGGCUUCUCGUCCAACUUCCGAGACAUGGCGACCGGGGAGUCAUUCACGCUGCUGGCGGACUGCGACGUUCUGGUCGCCCGCUCGCCCGCGCACUUCCCCAGCGACGUGCAGAAGGUCAGGGCCGUGUUCAAGUCGGAGCUGCAUGCCCUCAAGGACGUGAUUGUCUUCUCGGCCAAGGGCGAUGUUCCGCUUGCGGACAAGCUGUCUGGAGGUGACUACGACGGAGACAAGGCCUGGGUGUGUUGGGAUCCGAGCAUUGUCGAGAACUUCGUCAAUACCGACGUGCCGCCGGCGCCCGAUGCGGUCCUCGAUCUAUACCUCGGCAAGGACAAGACGACGUUUGGGGACCUGGUCCACCACACCGGGCAGACCGGCCAUCAGGGUCGCCACGCUGCUGUGUACGACAUGGUCAAUAAGAGCUUCCAGUUCGCCAUGCAGCGCGACUUCCUGGGCAUCUGCACCAACUACAAGGAGCGGCUCUGUUACCACCGCAACAACGUCAACGACGACGCCGCCCUGCUUCUCAGCAGUCUCGUGGGGAAGCUGGUCGACGCGUCCAAGCAGGGCAUCAUCUUCAACGCCGCCAACUGGGAGCAGAUGCGGCGCGAGCAGUUCGGCGGGCAGAUGUGGUUCGACGAGCCAGCAUACAAGUGCGAGUACUGGGACGGGCGUGGUCAGCCCCAACACAUCAUUGACCAUCUAAAGUUUACCGUCGCAAAGCCCACGAUUGACGACCAACUAGAGUCUCUUCAUCUGGUGAUGAAAGCCAGCAGCCAGGCUUCAUCUAUCUCCCUUUCCGCCACCACCACCACCACCUCUUUCUCCUCCCAACCCAACAACGACGAGGACGCAGCGCACUACUGGGACCCCGACCUGGUCAUCUACUACGAAGAAUUCAAGAAACUCACCGGUCAAUCCCGCUCCUUCCGCGCCGUCCUAGACUCCCUACAAACCGCCAUAGGGCAAGUACAGCAGGACUGGACGAAGGCCAUGGCCAAGACCGGCAAGGCCGAGCCGACCUACCCGGAGAAAGUCCGACAGCUCUACGAGAAGUGGUGCGCCAUCGAGCCCCGCGCCGUCGGCCGCGCCGGCUCCAACAGGCUCGACGCUAAGUCCGCCGCCUUGCUGGAGCAGUCGUACCUCCCCGGCGCGGCGGCCGGCACCGGCUUCUGGGCGCUGCUCCGCGCGAGCACCGCCUUCAAGAUGUUGCACAAGCGCGCGUCCAAGUUUGUGUGGCAGAUGGCUGGGGCGCAGCUGGCGUUUAUCAAGGCGCAGAUGACUGCUGGUGGGGGAAAAGGGGGAAGCGAGGGCGUGCCGUUGCUCAUCACGCCGCUCAUGUAUGCGGGGCUGAUGCCCGAUGGCCGGUUCGUGAAGCAGUAUAUUGCGGGGUUGGAUGGGGAGGCGUCGUUUCAUGACUUUGACCCUAAUGAUGAGGGAGAGGGGCAGGGUGAUGGUGGUGGUGAUGAUGAUGAGUGA